Molecule: messenger RNA, 1707 nt
Organism: Mytilus trossulus (common blue mussel)
Lineage: Eukaryota; Metazoa; Mollusca; Bivalvia; Mytilida; Mytilidae
Product: E3 ubiquitin-protein ligase TRIM39-like
Exons: 1
Coding region: 1-1707 (568 amino acids)
Biological process (GO): protein ubiquitination
Cellular component (GO): cytoplasm
Molecular function (GO): ubiquitin protein ligase activity
Source: RefSeq, a predicted model, not a curated record
AUGGCAGUUGCACAUCCUAGCCGACUUGCCAAAAAUAUCACAGAAGACUAUCUUACGUGCUCAAUUUGUUUAAAUCGUUUUCGGGAGCCAAAAUCCUUGCCAUGUGAACAUUCGUUUUGUCUGCAAUGUCUUGCCGAACACAUUAAAGAUACUCAAAUAAAUGGUACUUUCAUGUGCCCAAUGGAUAGACUUGAAAUUCAAAUUCCAGAAAACACGCAUGAUUCAUGGGAAUGUGCAUCUUCAUUUGAAAGUGACACACUGCUUUCUGAACUGAUACACGCUCUAAGCGAGAAUGUACGCAAAAGCACAACUAUCAUACACAAGGAGACGGAAGAACAACUUGAAUUUUUCUGUUUUGGAUGCAAUGAAAUUGUGUCUGCGGAAAAUGCAGUGGAAAAACACAGAAAAUCGACUUGCGACUGUGUGAAUCUUAAAAAAGCUUUUAAACGUGUCUUACCUAAAAUAAGUGACUUAACAAAAUCUAUUGAGGGCAUGAUUGUGAAAACUAAUAAAUUGAAAGCUGAAUCUCGCCAAAGAUCAGAGUCUUCACCGAACAACGAGACACUAGAAGAAAUUAAAAGUUUCGAGUCAAAACUUGACAGAUUUUAUUCUCGUUGCCAAGCUGAUAUUUUGUCACUUAAGAAGGAACUACUAAGUAACGACGAGCCAGAAGCAGACGACAAGUUGGAAGACCUCUCGCGCGUGGUACAAAGAAAGUAUCAAUCUUUUAACAAUGCUAUGGAUGAAGAAAACACUGUGGUCGUUCUCGAACAGUAUGUAGACAUCAACAAAAGUCUCCCCGGUCUACAGAAACAAAUCGACGAGAUUCCUAAAACUUUUUUCCGCAGAAAUAGUUCCAAAUUUGUCCCGAAUGAAAGUUUGUUGAGUGUUUUUGACAAUCCCAUUAACUGUGGACAUAUACACACGAUCGAACUUUCAAAUUUCAAGGCUAAAUCUGAGCUACCUUUCAAUUAUUAUGAUGUUGCAAUUACAGGAAAAUAUUUAAUUGUCGUUGAUGGCGAAAAUGGGCUAUUGAAACGGUAUCUAAGUGACUGCACUUUUGUCGAUAGUUUACGUCUUUCGAAUGCCUGUAGGGUAACUGUUUUGUCAGAUGAUGACAUUGCUGUUACUCGAUUUGGAAAGAAGAAGAUUACCCUGGUAACAGUUGGUCGAAAAAUGUACGUUAAAGGUCACAUACGUACAAAGAGGUCGUACAUUGGUAUAGCAUGGCUGAAUGAUGGGGGUUAUGCAGUUUCUUAUUACGACGGCGAAUCUCCUCCAGGCAUUGAAAUACUUGGUAAAGAUGGAAAAGUACACAGAACAGUUCUUGGGCACCCUAGCCCCAACGGUAAUACCCCUUUAUUCGUGUGCCCCAUGUUUAUGACCACGACAACAAGUGGCGACAUUGUUCUGUGUGAUUAUAGCGAUACAAAAAACAUUUUGUGUUUCACACAACACUUAGAACUUUUAUGGUGUCAUUCUCUAUCCAGCAUGCCUUGUAGUGUUUCCUGUGAUCGUUAUAGUCUUUACGUGACUUUACCGGAGGAAAACGAAGUUGUAGCUCUCUACCAAGAAAACGGAGAAAAGAUGCGGACUAUUAUUAAACAAACUGAUGGCUUAGAAAGGCCAUAUGCCAUUAGUUGGUAUGCCGGUGUUUUAGCUGUUACAGAGGACGAAUCAGAAAACAUUCAUUUGAUUCACUUAUGA